Acaulospora colombiana is the source of this 2166-nucleotide messenger RNA. The record is from the annotation of a GenBank genome assembly. NCBI's taxonomy places the organism in Eukaryota, Fungi, Glomeromycota, Glomeromycetes, Diversisporales, Acaulosporaceae.
AUGGGGGGUGCUAGCACUCAAAUUGCUUUUGAACCUAGUUCUGAGGAGGCGAAGAAGCAUGCUAAUGAUUUGACUACAGUUACGAUGUGGACGUUGGACGGUCAACAGAUAGAAUAUCAAGUGUUUGUAACCACUUUCUUGGGUUAUGGCACUAAUGAAGCCCGUCGUCGUUAUAUUGAGGAUCGGAUAAGAGAUUAUACCGAAACACACGUGAAAAUCAUUAAUCCAGAGAGCUCACGGGAGCAACCGGUCUUUCUUCUGAAAGAUCCUUGCCUGCCCGUUGAUCUCGCUCUUACAGAUCGAUCUCUACCGCCACCAUAUUAUACUCUGCAAGGUACCGGAUCUUUUGAGAGAUGCCUCAAUCUCACUUACCCGCUAUUAAACAAGACGACAAAAUGCACGGAUGAACCAUGCCUAUUCAAUGGUGUACACACCCCGAACAUCGAUUUUUCGGUAAAUCAUUUCAUUGGGAUCUCAGAAUAUUGGUAUACUUCCGAAGAUGUAUUCGACCUAGGUGGUACUUGGAAUUAUCGAGAAUUCACGAAGAAAGCCAAAAGUUAUUGCGAAGAGGACUGGGAUAAAAUUUACAGCGAUUACCACGAAGGAAAAUGGAAUUCUUCGUCUAUAGACUUGCCUAGGCUAGAGAUGCAGUGUUUUAAAGCUGCAUGGUUGGCUAAUGUUCUGCAUGAGGGUAUUGGCGUUCCCAAGGAUUCCAAUUCCGACAAAAAAAUGAAAAAAAAUGUUCCCUAUUUUCAAAGUGUUAAUUCUAUUAGUGAUAUGCAAGUUAGUUGGACUCUCGGAAAAAUGGUGCUGGAGGCAUCGAGCACGAUACCUCUAUUAUUAGGCCCACGUCCUCGGCCGCCACCGAAUCCUCAGCAUCAUGGUAUACUGGGAUAUUAUAAUUUCAUGGUGGAAUGGAUGAUUGGAAUCUUCUUGUUGAUACUUCUAAUGAUUGCUGUGUGGUGGGUGUGUGCGAAAAAGAAUGGGCCAUGGAAGGGAAGAAGAUUAAGCAUUGGAUUCGUGUACUCAUUUUUACUUUCGACGAUACGAAAGGAUAAUGGACCGGAAUAUAACAGAUUAGAAGGAGGACAACACACACCAUCUGUUACAAUUCGAAGACGUAUAUCAAACUUGUUUGACUUAUUCUCCAGAGUGCUAAAUUAUGUCAAGUGGAAGAUUACGCACAAAAUGGGUAUUCCUUUUCGUAGAACAUUUGUCAAAAAGGUUGUAAUUUCGAAUGAUGAUAUGUUGUCAGUACAAGUGGCAAUUAUGGAUGAUGCAGAAGAAAUGGUUCACAUGCGAUCAUCACCUAUUAAAGAGAAUUCAUUGACAAUCAGUAUACAAGAUAUUCCACCAUCUCCUAUUACGGAUAAAGGAUCACCAACCGAACAACAGUAUUUUCCAUCGCAAAGGUAUAUCUCCAAGAAACGCCUUAGUGGUGACAGUGCAAUGCAGGGGGGAUCAUUUGAGAUAAUUAACAAAGCGUUCUCAACGCCAGUUAACUUGUCAUUAACCGGAUUGCAAUCGCGAAAUAGUAGUGUGACAAAUUUAGGGAAGUCCAAGGCUAUAAAUACAAGUAAUAUUAGUUUGGGAGGAGUACAAACAGGAGCAAACAGUGCUGGAGGAUACGCCGGUGGUAACGCCGAAGGGGGAGCCGUCAACAAUACGGCGGCAAGUCAAAACAAUGGAACGCCAAAUUAUUCGCUACGGGGUCCGAGGUCAACAUCAUCCCCGAAUCCUGGAUGGGCGGAUGAUUAUAAUGUGAUUAGUGAGGAUGGACUGGGAGUAAUGGAAUAUGAAGCGACAGAUGCAUUACCUUUAGGUUCUUUAGGACAAACUGCAGUUUUAUCGGCGAGAUCUUUACAAAAUAAUUCGAGCCCCUUGUCUUCGCCGACCAAAGAUGAUGAUUUAACAGCUUGGUACUCUACAUCCGCUUCGACUCGGCCAUUUAGUUCGAUUGCAACUUCUCCCAGGAGUUCUAUUCUGCUGCCCCCAAGCCCACAGGCGACAGGACUCGGUAAUAAUUCUAGUGUUGAAAUGACCACAUUGCAAAAUAAUAAUGGGUUAAUAGGAUUGAGUAGACCCAGUAGUAGAGCGGGGAGGACUUUAACUCCUGAAAAGAUCAAUAAUACUAAAGGACUGGGAGGUGGCCAAAACCUUGAAUAA